Molecule: messenger RNA, 1045 nt
Organism: Gossypium raimondii (Peruvian cotton)
Lineage: Eukaryota; Viridiplantae; Streptophyta; Magnoliopsida; Malvales; Malvaceae
Product: cyclin-U4-1
Exons: 2
Coding region: 179-823 (214 amino acids)
Biological process (GO): regulation of cyclin-dependent protein serine/threonine kinase activity
Molecular function (GO): protein kinase binding
Source: RefSeq, a predicted model, not a curated record
AUGUGAAUUCGUCCCUUGACCAAGCCAAAAAAAAAAAAACAACAACAACAACAACAACCUAAACAAACGCUAUAUCUUAUAAGACACAGCUAAGCUAAGCUAACAGCACAAAGAACAAAUACUCAAACACCCAACCCAACCCAACCCAACCCAACCCAACAAACAACAAGAAAAAACAAUGGCAGAAGCAGAGACCAACACCAUCAUCAACGACAAGGACGACCAAGAAACUGUUCCCAAGAUCAUAACUUUCUUGUCUUCUUUGCUGCAAAGAGUGGCAGAGUCGAAUGAUCAUUGCCGGUUAUUUCAGUCGCAGAAGAUCUCAGUUUUUCAUGGUCUUACUAGGCCUACUAUUUCCAUCAAAAGCUAUCUCGAGAGGAUCUUUAAGUAUGCAAAUUGCAGCCCAUCAUGUUUCGUGGUUGCCUAUGUUUAUCUCGAUCGCUUCGUGCAGAUGCAACCGUCUUUGCCUAUCAAUUCUUACAAUGUGCAUAGGUUGCUUAUAACCAGUGUUUUGGUUUCUGCCAAAUUCAUGGAUGACAUGUAUUACAACAAUGCCUACUAUGCCAAAGUGGGAGGAAUUAGCACGGUAGAGAUGAACCUUCUUGAAGUGGAUUUUUUAUUUGGUUUGGGGUUCCAAUUAAAUGUGGCACCUACAACUUUCCACACUUACUGCACUUUUCUCCAAAGAGAAAUGUGUAUGCAAAUUCAAUCCCCUUUACAACAGUUGCUGCCUCAGCCUUCUUUCAACAUUGGGAGGCCCUUGAAGAGCCAUUGCUGUUUCAAUGAAGAUGAAUCCUCUCAUCACCACCAACUUGCAGUUUAAGCCAUUGUUCUUAUGGUGGAUUAGAUGGCCAUAUUUUAGUAGUGUAUAAAAAAAAAGAAAAAAAAAAGCUCCAGAGAUGUUGCCUCAACCACAUUGAUUCAAGACAUGAAAGUCAAAUAUCUCAUUUGGGUUUCUUUGCCUUUCUGUCAAUGUGCUGUAAGAACAUGUCAAAAACAUCAGUUUUCUUGGUUAAUCAUGGUUAUCCACUUCCUUCUUUUUCCA